AUAACGAUAAUAUUAAUGACAUUCGUGAUUAUAUUUAUACUAUCUACCGUUGACGACUCGGGCAUUAUGCUAGUUGCUGGACUGAUAACGAUCACACUAUUUAUAAUCGGAUUGACUGUAAUCAUCCUCCAGGGAGCAAAAUUUACGGAAAAGGCGCAAAGGCCAAAGAGUUGGCUUGAGAAGCUAACAGAUCUCCCUCAUCACGAAGAGUUACAGAGAGGUCUCUUCAUCGCCAAGUUGAAUGCAAAUGACGUACGUUUCACUGGUGCUGGCUUCUUCUCUCUCACGCGAGGUCUUCUUCUGACUGUAAAUAGGGGGCGUGAUCAUAACUAAUCUGGUAGUAAUCGUUCAAUUUCACAUUCAAUGACUUUCAAGCAACUGACAAGUACAACGUUUUCCAUGAACCAUGCAGUCGGCAUCUAUCGAUGACAACCUAAAGAUCCAACAAUACCCCCGCCUUGCGAA
This is a messenger RNA of Priapulus caudatus, 465 nucleotides long. RefSeq lists its product as uncharacterized. Lineage: Eukaryota; Metazoa; Priapulida; Priapulimorpha; Priapulimorphida; Priapulidae. Gene Ontology annotation, cellular component: membrane. Gene Ontology annotation, molecular function: taste receptor activity. The coding region runs from base 16 to 333 and encodes 105 amino acids. Gene Ontology annotation, biological process: detection of chemical stimulus involved in sensory perception of taste. The record is from RefSeq and is a predicted model, not a curated record. The transcript is spliced from 4 exons.